Neopsephotus bourkii (Bourke's parrot) is the source of this 5094-nucleotide messenger RNA. RefSeq names its product tubulin folding cofactor E like (gene TBCEL). The record is from RefSeq and is a predicted model, not a curated record. Gene Ontology annotation, molecular function: alpha-tubulin binding. Lineage: Eukaryota; Metazoa; Chordata; Aves; Psittaciformes; Psittacidae. Gene Ontology annotation, biological process: protein folding. Bases 15 to 1289 code for a protein of 424 amino acids. The transcript is spliced from 8 exons.
UCCAAGAAGGGAGCAUGGACCAGCCCAGUGGAAGGAGUUUCAUGCAAGUUCUUUGUGAGAAAUACAGCCCUGAGAACUUCCCAUAUCGUCGUGGACCUGGUAUGGGGGUGCACGUCCCAGCAACUCCACAGGGUUCACCUAUGAAAGAUCGCCUCAACCUUCCGAGCGUGCUGGUACUGAACAGCUGUGGCAUAACCUGUGCAGGGGAUGAGAAUGAAAUCGCUGCCUUCUGUGCUCAUGUGUCUGAGCUAGAUCUUUCUGACAAUAAACUGGAAGACUGGCAUGAGGUCAGUAAAAUUGUGUCCAACGUUCCCCACUUGGAGUUUCUAAACUUGAGUUCCAACCCUCUCAGUUUGUCCGUUUUAGAGCGAAGGUGUGCUGGCUCUUUCGCUGGGGUUCGCAAACUUGUGCUCAACAACAGCAAAGCUUCCUGGGAGACAGUCCACACAAUCCUGCAGGAGUUACCAGACUUGGAGGAGCUCUUUCUGUGCCUUAAUGACUAUGAAACAGUGUCUUGUUCUCCGGUUUGCUGUCAGUCUCUCAAAUUACUCCACAUAACUGAUAACAACCUUCAAGACUGGACUGAAAUUCGAAAACUGGGAAUUAUGUUUCCAUCACUGGACACGCUUAUCCUGGCUAACAACAACCUCACAACCAUUGAAGAGUCAGAGGAUUCCCUAGCAAGGCUGUUCCCCAACCUGCGAUCCAUCAAUUUGCACAAGUCAGGUCUGCAUUGCUGGGAAGACAUUGACAAGUUAAAUUCUUUUCCCAAGCUCGAGGAAGUGAAAUUGCUAGGAAUCCCUUUGCUGCAGUCCUACACCACUGAGGAACGCAGGAAGCUGCUAAUAGCCAGGUUGCCAUCUAUCGUCAAGCUCAAUGGAAGCAUCGUUGCCGAUGGGGAGCGAGAGGACUCGGAGCGAUUCUUCAUCCGGUAUUACAUGGAAUUCCCAGAGGAGGAAGUCCCAUUCAGGUAUCACGAGCUGGUCACGAAGUACGGGAAGCUGGAGCCCUUGGCAGUGGUGGAUCUUCGGCCACAGAGCAGCGUGAAGGUGGAGAUUCACUUCCAGGAUAAGGUGGAAGAGAUGUCGAUCCGUCUGGAUCAGACUGUGGCAGAAUUGAAGAAGCACUUAAAAACUGUCGUGCAGUUGUCAACAAGCAACAUGCUGCUCUUCUACUUGGACCAGGAAGCUCCCUUUGGUCCCGAGGAGAUGAAAUACAGCUCGCGAGCACUGCAUUCCUACGGCAUUCGGGAUGGAGAUAAAAUUUACGUGGAGCCCAGAAUUAAAUAGCCUCUUUCGGGUGCACACACGUGCCCCCCCACACCCACACACAUGCAUUAAGGAGUUUUGGCAAGGUUUUUGUUUCGGUUGGUUGGUUGAGGUUUGGUUGUGUUUCUUUAGCAGGUGAUUUCUUAGCCCAGAGGACGUGCCCUGAUCUGAAAACCAUGCCUGCCAUCCACUGCAGGUGACCUUGAGGUGACAGUUGACUUCAGUGCGUGUGUUUCAGUGUGUGCAAUACCUUGAUGUUUCCUUUGAUGCUCCGGUAUACUCGUGAUUUGGCAUGAAUGGUCACUUCUUCAAGCUAAAGGGUGCUAGGGUCCAUAAGGGAGAUGAUAGCUUGGUGCAGAAUUUCACCUGUUGUUUUCUCUGUCUAAAUUGUUAGGGUUUGGGCUCCACCAGAACACCCUAUGGCCUAGCUAUCCAACUGUGGCUCGAGCUUGCUCAAGUAUCUGUUUGCAGCUAGGUGCUGUCUCAACCUUUUGUUACGCUCGAGUUCAGUGACAAGAUCUAAAACAGUAUUGCGCUUGAUUCAGAGCUCAGGUACUUAGUGCAUCCACUUAAUUCCACUGGAUUGGGUUAGAUGAGUGCACAAAAUGGGGAGAGAAAGAGACCCUUAUUAGAAAGAAACAAUUUAUUUUCAAAAUGCACACUUUAUAUCCAUACUGUCCUGAUUUUUUUGGGGGAAAAAAAAAAAAGUAUUGAUUUCUCUCCUGGGAGAGAGUAAGGGGAAAGAUGAAGUUUGUGUUUGUUGCUGUUGCACCAGAAAUGAAACCUAGCACUGUCCCCCAGGGGUUCCUAGCUGCGGGGUCCCAGCUAAGGGUCUGAACUAGGAGAAUGUGUUGGCUCAGAUCAGUUUCUAGAAGAUGAGUGACAAAACAACUUUAUUGUAAAGCAGGUUUUCACUCUCUCUAUUGGCUUCCCCCCUACAUGCACCUCGUAGGCAUCGCAGGCUGCUGCUUAAAUUAGUCUCCAUUUUCUACUGCAGAGCAGAUUCCCUUUGUUGUGCAAUGAGAUCCUCCUUCCUUUAUCUCUCUUAUGUCCCUUGUUCCUCUGUCCCCUUGACAAGUUGAAGACCUUUUAGAUUGCCUACUCAUAAGCAGCUACAUACAAGUUUUUGAAGCUGUGCAGUGAGGGCUCGAGUUACAUGUGAACUUCUGACCUGAAUGUUGAAACGCUCCCUUCUCCCCAUGUGCACUUUCUUUCCCAUAAUGCUUUUGUCCAUAUCACCAAGCUCCUUUUAUAUUCUUGGAGUUGUGUAUUUCUCUUCAUAUUUUACCUAGAUCGUGGGGUGGGGUAGGAUGGGGAGGGGAACAAGUAUUAUCUCAUAGUCUUCAGGUUGGGGAUGUGGGGACCAGUAAGAGCGGAGUAGUUCUGCAUCCAGAGGAAUGAAUAAAAAUGGGAGGAUUUAAGACAAGUUACUAAUUUGUGCCUCAUCUCCCUGCCAAAAAUGUCAAUUUCCCAGCCCUGUUGAGAUGAGCAAUAGGAAAUGGAGCAAGACUCACCAUUAGUAGCGUAGAGGCUGUGGCACAUACCUGCAGAGCUGUGGUACCCAUAAAGCAAAAGAGCAGGGAGAUGGUGGCAGUGUAACAUAAGAUGAUGCUUUUAUAAGCUAGAGCUUUACUGAAGAUGUAUUUUCCAUUUGGGCAGUGAAAGGCAUUUGCUGCCUCAUAGCAGAACUCUUAAGCCAACACUUCUGUAUGAUAUAUACAUACAUAGGCAUAGGAAAAGUUGUGUUUAAUAAGAUAUUUUGUUAUAAAGCAAAGUUUUAUGAAGAUAUGGUUGUUUAUUAUUAGAAGCCUAUUUCUCCCCUUGACCUCCAGUUUAAGUAGGUUAUCUCUCAGUCGCUGCAAUGUCAGAGGUAAGUGACCGAUGAGGAUGCAAAAGUGUCUCUGACCUAAUUCUAUAGAGCAGUAAUUACCCAUAUGGGUAUGUUUAUGGCAUUGUAACUGGUAUUAAUGAGAUGCUGUACUAUUGACCAACAUCCUCAACACAAUUAAAUGUCUCGGUUUCAGAAAAGGAAGUAAACACCAUUAAAGAGUGGAAUGGGAUGUUAAAGAAGUGCCAAGUAUGUGCUUUGAAGUUUGUUCACCCACAGUUUAACCAGUCUGUGGAGGGACCAGUGCUGUCACUGUGCCAGCUCAGAAGAGUCAGUACUCAUGCUUUUAUUUACGGUGGACCUGGUGGGGACAGGAAGAGUGGAAAAGAGAACACCUACAGGUAUGCAAGGUGACAAGUGCCAUGGAGCUGACAGGGAUUUGGUGCUAGCACCCAAACCUGCUCCCCUGGUUUGUUCAGGUCAGUAAGUCGUGGUAUGAAUACCACUGCCUUGUCACUUUGUUAGGGGAAGGUUGUUUCGGGAUGAUGUUCUGAAGCAGUUCACAUUCUGCGUGGCUAGCAGAGCACUUGUGGGCUGGAAACCAACAAUCCUGGUUUGCUUCCCGCAUACAAAGAGUCGUGUCCAAAUCCAGGGACAGUUUAUGUGUCCAGAUGGUUGACUUUGAAAAGUAGGGCCAAAUGGCACACAACUGAUGUGGCAAAAUACCCCAGGUCGGCUUGCUUUCCUUUUGUAAUGCCUCCUGGGAAAAGAUCUUGUAUGUGUGCCGUGUUACUGCUAAGAGGGGACAGUGUCAGUGGGAAAGAGGGAGGCCUCUGAGCGAGAGAGGAGAUUUAGGGCUAAGGAUGGGUGCCGAGAAUCUGUGAGGGUCCUGAGCUAGCAGGAGGCUUGAUUUAAAUCAGUGUGAUGUCCUGAGGGGCUGUGACCUGGUGGUGUUGGCAUAUACCUGCUUUAGGAGAAGGUCCCUGGAUCUAUAUUACACAAUAGAUUUGCAGCCUUCUCUAGCUUUUGUUUCCUUCUAUCCGAGGGCUACUUUUGUCAAGAACUGUUUUGUUGUUCGUGCUAGUUCAUGCAUAGCAGUGGGCAAAGCACCUGCUUCGGGAGGAAUUAGGUGACAGCUAUAUACCAAAGUGUCGCACGGCUCCUUGUGUUGAGAUGAGAUGCUGUGCUGUUGUGUUUUUUUGGAUACAUUCCUAUUGACUAUCCAUGUUUUGACCAGAUGUUUCAUGCGGAUCGCUUAACCGGCGAUGUGAUGAAUAUGCAUGGCGUGACGACUGUCCUCUGCUUCCUCGCUGGGAUUUGUAACCCCCAUUACUGGGAGUUGCACACAUUCCGGUGGCAGAUAAUUGUGUGGCCCGUGGUGGCUCAGAGGAGCUGAGCCUAAUGGUGCUCGUUGCUUCUGGGGAUAGGCUCUUGGUUUGCCCUCGCCUCCGCGGGUCUGUAAUCUGAUGAAGGCGACUUGGCGGCUCUGCCUCCGUCGGUUGCUGUUCUUGCUUGUAAAUGAGAUUCUGUAGGUUCUGUUCGUGUAUGGAGUUGCAAAUGCAAACGAGGUGCUGAAAGCAGCCCAGGGGCUGAAAUAUGUAUUCCUGGCAGCUGUGCCUCCCUCAUUUGAAUGUGGCACUUCUGUAGGCGGUAGAGAGACGCCUUCCCCAGAGCAGCGUUCGAAGGGCUUUAGCCAUCUCGGGCCUUUGCCUCUGUGAUUGCUUUUCUGCAGUUACUGGAAACUUGAGCUGUAAUUUCAAUGUGAAGGUCUAUUCUUGCUCCCUAUUAAUGAUGCAUCCAUAUGUAAUUUUAAAGAAAAAGGAAGAACUCUUUAAGUCCAGCUUGUUUUUUACUCUGGUUUCUCUCACAGGGGAUAUACUUCCUGCUCCCACAGUUUGCCUUUGGUUUGCUCGCAGACUUAGCAGUGGAAUUCAGGCCAAAUAGGUAAUUGGUUUGGAUCAGUUCAAUAAACUUAUGUAAGUUUUUACACAAAACAAA